Rotaria sp. Silwood1 is the source of this 351-nucleotide messenger RNA. The record is from the annotation of a GenBank genome assembly. NCBI's taxonomy places the organism in Eukaryota, Metazoa, Rotifera, Eurotatoria, Philodinida, Philodinidae.
AUGUAUUCAUCAUUAAUGAUCAUGGAGAGUCCUCUGAUCAUUACACCAGAAGGACAAAGUCCUUGGCAGCCAUUAUCUCUAGUCGUAGCUGUGGGACUCAGCAGUAGUCUAGUGAUAGUUGGGAUGGCACUGGGUUUAGGCUUGGGUAUCGGAGUGAAUGACAGCAACCAAAAAUUAAUAUUCGUUACAGCCACAAGCUCAAUAACAGGGUCUACUUCUAACAUCAUAUCCAUCAAUAAUGGAAAUUCGACAAUAGCCACAAUAACAGCGACAAGAACAGCAAUAACAGCAACAACAGCAACAACAUCAACAACAUCAUCAACAACAACGACAAUAACAACAACAGGUUAG